AAAAAAUCCAAACCCCAUCUUCAAAGAAACCAUCUCCUUCCUCUAUUCGUCUUUCACUCUCUUAUCUAUCCUCUCUGUUUUUCUCUCUGUUUGUUUUAUCUCUAUCAAAACCAUGGCAGUUUCUAAAUUCACUCCUGCAUACAAAGAAACUCAUUCACUUUCUUCUCAAUUCUCUUCAUUAACAGAAACCAGUGUCUUCAAUAACCGUAUUUGUUUCUCCCAUCCAUUUCCAAGACCUUGUAAUGCUGCUAGAGCAUUCUGUUCUGUUUCACAAAAUGAACUUCAAGCCCCUGUUGCUGCACAACAAAAUGAUACUCCGAAGAUUAAACACGAAUGCUUCGGAGUGUUCUGCGUUACUUACGACCUCGUCGCUGAAGAAGAAACAAAAUCAUGGAAGAAAUUGAUAAAUGUUGCAGUUUCAGGUGCUGCUGGGAUGAUAUCUAAUCAUCUUCUUUUUAAACUUGCGUCUGGUGAGGUUUUUGGACCCGAUCAACCAAUUGCGCUGAAAUUAUUGGGAUCUGAAAGAUCCUUCGAAGCUCUUGAAGGAGUUGCUAUGGAAUUGGAGGACUCAUUAUAUCCUUUACUGCGAGAGGUCAGUAUUGGCAUUGAUCCUUACGAUGUAUUCAAGGGUGUUGAGUGGGCUCUUCUGAUUGGAGCAAAACCCCGAGGACCUGGAAUGGAACGAGCUGCCUUGUUAGAUGUAAAUGGCCAAAUUUUCGCUGAGCAGGGGAAGGCACUCAAUGCUGUUGCCUCCCGUAACGUUAAAGUGUUAGUUGUGGGCAACCCUUGCAAUACAAAUGCUCUAAUCUGUAUGAAAAAUGCUCCCAAUAUACCUCCAAAAAAUUUCCAUGCUUUGACAAGAUUGGAUGAGAAUAGGGCCAAAUGCCAGGUACAAAUCUUUCCUAGCAUGAAAAUUUCAUUCUGGCAAGGAUUUUAUAGUUGUAAUGCAUCUUAUGUUUUUCUACAGCUUGCACUUAAAGCAGGUGUGUUCUACGACAAAGUUUCAAAUGUGACAAUUUGGGGAAACCACUCUACUACUCAGGUUCCGGACUUUUUGAAUGCAAAGAUUGGUGGUGUUCCUGCAAAAGAGGUGAUCCAAGACAACCAUUGGUUAGAGAAUGAGUUCACCCAGAAAGUCCAAACGAGAGGAGGUGCCCUUAUUAAAAAAUGGGGAAGAUCUUCAGCUGCAUCAACUGCUGUCUCAAUUGUUGAUGCCAUAAGGUCCCUCGUCACUCCAACUCCAAAGGGUGACUGGUUUUCAACGGGGGUUUAUACUACUGGUAAUCCAUAUGGUAUCGCAGAGGAUAUUGUUUUUAGCAUGCCAUGCAGAUCAGAAGGAGAUGGUGAUUAUGAACUUGUCGAGGAUGUUAUUUUUGAUGAUUACCUCCGUGCACGCAUAAAGAAGUCUGAAGACGAGUUGCUUGCUGAGAAGAAAUGUGUAGCCCAUCUCACAGGAGAAGGCAACGCUUACUGCGAUCUUCCUGGGGACACAAUGCUUCCUGGAGAAAUGUGAGACUACAGAUCAUACCAACAGCAAUAAAAUGAAAUGUGAAGAAUGCAAAAACUUCUGCAAUAGUUUUAUGUUGGUUUUCCACGACCCUAGAGUGUGUACUAUUUAUGUACAAUAAGUGUGCAAAUUGAGCAACAGUUGAGUCAAGUAAAGCGAAAUGUAUCCAUCAGUUUCAUCAUGUUCGACACAUUGUAAGAUCUUGUAUGCAUUAAGGCAGCGGCUCCUAGCUAGUACAGUGAUGCUGGUUUUCUUUUGUUUAUUUCCUUAUCCAAGAGUUGGGCAGAUUUAAGCCUGAACUAUAUUCAGACAUUUUGUAUAUUUCUGCAUUGUAAUCUUUGUGUGAAUACUAAACAAACGUACUUGUAUUCCUGAGAGAAUUAAAUGCACUUAUAUACACCGUUUCAUUGUUAUA
Messenger RNA from Papaver somniferum (opium poppy), 1922 nucleotides. RefSeq names its product malate dehydrogenase [NADP], chloroplastic-like. Bases 113 to 1513 code for a protein of 466 amino acids. Gene Ontology annotation, biological process: malate metabolic process; oxaloacetate metabolic process; tricarboxylic acid cycle. The transcript has 13 exons. The record is from RefSeq and is a predicted model, not a curated record. Lineage: Eukaryota; Viridiplantae; Streptophyta; Magnoliopsida; Ranunculales; Papaveraceae. Gene Ontology annotation, molecular function: L-malate dehydrogenase (NADP+) activity; L-malate dehydrogenase (NAD+) activity.